Molecule: messenger RNA, 1835 nt
Organism: Drosophila montana
Lineage: Eukaryota; Metazoa; Arthropoda; Insecta; Diptera; Drosophilidae
Gene: verm
Product: LDLa and CE4_CDA_like_1 domain-containing protein vermiform
Exons: 6
Coding region: 111-1706 (531 amino acids)
Biological process (GO): carbohydrate metabolic process
Cellular component (GO): extracellular region
Molecular function (GO): protein binding; chitin binding
Source: RefSeq, a predicted model, not a curated record
GCGUGGCUGUGUAUUGGAAGAGUGCCCUCUGUUCACUCGCCUACCUCUGUCCAACGAAUAGCCGUUGUUUCAACAUUUGCUGAGCGCUAAAACCAGCGCUGGUACCGAACAUGGCGCGUUGGUGGCCAAUUGUGUCCGUUUUGCUGUUCUGCUGUGCAGAUGCCCAACAUCAGGACAAGCUUGAGGGCGUUGAUGUUGAAGAAGUGUGCGCGGAUCGUCCCGCUGAUGAAUAUUUCCGUUUAGAUACGGAGAACGAUUGCCGUGAAGUUUACAGGUGCGACAGUGCCGGAGAAGAUGGCAGCAAUCGCUUGGCACCGAUCCGCUGUGCCGGCGGCUUGGCGUUCGAUGUGUUGCGUCAGCUGUGCGAUUGGAAGACGAAUGUUAAGAAUUGCGAUAUCGAUCAAAAACCCCGCAAGGCGCAGCCCAUAUUGAAGACAGAUGAGCCCAUCUGUCCCGAUGGCAAGCUCUCCUGCGGCGAUGGCGAGUGCCUGGACAAGGAGCUCUUCUGCAACGGCAAGCCCGAUUGCAAGGAUGAGUCCGAUGAGAAUGCCUGCUCUGUUGAUGAGGAUCCCAACCGUGCACCUGAGUGCGAUCCCACGCAGUGCGCUCUGCCCGAUUGUUUCUGCUCCGCGGACGGCACACGCAUUCCCGGCGGCAUUGAGCCCCAGCAGGUGCCACAGAUGAUCACCAUUACGUUCAACGGUGCCGUCAAUGUGGACAAUAUCGAUUUGUACGAUGACAUCUUCAAUGGCCAGCACCAGAAUCCCAAUGGCUGCUCCAUCAAGGGUACAUUCUUUGUCUCUCACAAAUAUACCAACUACUCGGCUGUGCAGGAUCUGCAUCGUCGCGGCCACGAAAUCUCCGUUUUCUCGCUGACGCACAAGGAUGACCCCAACUACUGGAGCGGCGGCAGCUACGAUGACUGGCUGGCCGAGAUGGCGGGCUCCCGUUUGAUUGUGGAACGUUUCGCUAACAUCACAGAUGGCUCCAUCAUUGGCAUGCGUGCGCCCUACCUGCGUGUGGGUGGCAACAAGCAGUUCGAGAUGAUGGCGGAUCAGUUCUUUGUGUACGAUGCCUCCAUUACCGCCUCGCUGGGACGUGUGCCCAUCUGGCCAUAUACCCUGUAUUUCCGUAUGCCGCACAAGUGCAAUGGCAAUGCCCACAACUGCCCGUCGCGUAGCCAUCCCGUCUGGGAGAUGGUUAUGAAUGAGCUGGAUCGUCGUGAUGAUCCCACCUUUGAUGAGUCGUUGCCCGGUUGCCACAUGGUUGACUCGUGCUCGAACGUCGCCUCUGGCGACCAGUUCGCACGUCUAUUGCGCCACAAUUUCAAUCGCCACUACAAUAGCAACCGCGCACCUCUCGGUCUCCACUUCCAUGCCUCGUGGCUCAAGUCGAAGAAGGAGUAUCGCGAUGAGCUGGUCAAGUUCAUUGAGGAGAUGCUUGGACGCAACGAUGUGUUCUUUGUGACCAAUCUGCAGGUCAUCCAGUGGAUGCAGAACCCCACAGAGCUCAACUCGCUGCGCGACUUCCAGGAGUGGAAGGAGAAAUGCGAUGUCAAGGGUCAGCCCUACUGCUCGCUGCCCAACGCCUGCCCGCUGACCACACGCGAGCUGCCCGGCGAGACGCUGCGUCUGUUCACCUGCAUGGAGUGCCCCAAUAACUAUCCCUGGAUCCUCGAUCCCACUGGCGAUGGCUUCUCCGUUUAAGCUGAGGCCAGAGCACAGCUCUCUUUCUAAUUCCUUUCCAAAAAAAAAAAACAAAACAAAACAAAAAAGAGAACAACGCAUUAGUAGUUCAACCGAGAGUCUGAUAAACUAAACACAAAACCUACACAA